AGGUAGAACAUGACACCUUGUAUUAUAUGAGAUAUUUUGUGGAAUGAGUUUAGCAACUGUCGGCAACAAAGCAACUGAUGAACAAUCACUCGGAGAAUUGCUGACCGAUGUUCGGAAGAAUAUUCAGCUGAUUGAGAAUCAUGAUGCCAGAAUUUCACAGGAAUAUAAGGGUUUGAUUAUAGACACGACAAUAUCCUUGGAGAGAUUGUCUGUCCUUGUAGCUACGCUCCAUCUCUUCUCUAACAAUGAAACAAUAGACGAUGUCUCAACAGAAACUAUCAAGUUCAUGCUGGUAAACGCAUUCCAAGGGUUUGUGCACCAGCAGCACUACGACUUUGAGAACCGUAAAGCUCACGUGCUAGCCGCUAAAGAGUAUUUCAAGGACUUUCACCACCUGUGCCAACUGUACGGUCUUGCUGAGAAAACAAAUUUUGACGCAAACAGGAUGACUAAUCCAGUGCAGGAAUCUAACAGGAUGGAAAAGAUACAAAAGUAUCAGGAUAAGAAGAGGUUAGAGACUUUAUUAGAGGAAAUGGAGAACAGAACCCACGUAGAGGAAGAAGUUCAGCGAGAAAUCUACCUAUCUCUCGUAAAACUGUGGGUAAUGAAGUGUGAAGAGAACUGUACAAUAUCAACAGUAAUGAAGCCCUUUAUCCUGGUAAAAUCAGAACUACAGAAGCGAGUAUUCGGGGCAGGUUAUCCCUCCUUACCUACCAUGACAUUAGACGAGUUUUACGAUGAGGAGAUGGUGAGGAUGGCUGCAGAAGCUGAACGCCAGCUAAAUGAACCCAAACCUGUGGAACCUGAAGAUCCAGAUGAGGAAACGGAGGAAUCCUUAGGUAAAGCUAGGGCCUGGGAUGAGUGGAAAGAUACUCAUAGAAGAGGGGAGGGCAACAGACACAAUAGGAGUUAGCCAGCUCCUUAAAAUAGCUCCUUAAAAACAACUCCUUAAAAACAGCUCCUUGUAUUAGCCCUUUUUAAUAUGACGGUAUUGAGG
Molecule: messenger RNA, 997 nt
Organism: Bolinopsis microptera
Lineage: Eukaryota; Metazoa; Ctenophora; Tentaculata; Lobata; Bolinopsidae
Product: immunoglobulin-binding protein 1-like
Exons: 7
Coding region: 44-913 (289 amino acids)
Biological process (GO): regulation of signal transduction; regulation of dephosphorylation
Cellular component (GO): cytosol
Molecular function (GO): protein phosphatase 2A binding
Source: RefSeq, a predicted model, not a curated record